UGUUGCUCACCUCGAUGGGCUGCAACAAGUCAUGACUCGAGACCUUGGGGGGGCUAGAAAUGGAUUCCGAAGUGGAUCUUGGUUUUACAGCUAAUGAUGCUAAUGGCCGUUUUCUUUUUUAAAUGAAAUCUUCAAGACACCUUCUUUUGCAGCGCUUGAACACGAUUUAACUACGCAAACUCUGGCCUAUUGUGAUUGCGAUUCUUGGACUUUUGCAAACUCGUGAUGCCCGUUUGGAUCCAAGACCACACAACCGGUAGUUUUGCACUCAGCAACCUUGCUCUUCGACAAGCAGAAUGGCUGCUGUGAUGACGUCGGAAGUGACACGAAGGACCUUGAGGUUCACGCGGAUGUGCCGAUAUUGGGGCUCAAACCGUUGCAUGAUGGGUGAUACUUGCAACUUUGCACACUCAGAUGAUGAGUUGAGGCAUGCUCCGGACUUGGUGGCCACCAAGCUUUGCUAUCAGUUCUCCUCGAAGGGCAAGUGCAGCAAGGGAGCUACCUGCACCUUCGCCCACGGGGCCCUUGAGCUCCGCCCGAGCCCACCGGAAGCGCGGCGACCCCAAGAGAUGGAGCCCAUGAAGGUGGCGCAGGUGGCGGCCGACGAUACGGCCGUGUCUGUCCGACCCACACGGACGUGUGCGUCCAAGCUGGUCUUGAUCACCACACCCUUCCGUCCUCCUCCUGGACUCCUAGCUCCGGAAGAGAUCAAAGAUCGCUUUGAGUCGGAGAGUGCGGCAUCAACUUCAUCUCCUUUCAGCCCUCGAAAGGAGUCAAGUGAGAUCGACAGCGAACCUUGCAGCCCCAAGAGUGAGAUCUUCUGGCUGUGAGCGGCCAAGCCGAGGUUCGGCGUUCUCCGUCCCUAAAAACAACGACGUCAUGUUGCUUGGCAGCACUUCUUUUUCAAAGAAUGGAGCUUCAUGUCCAAGUAGUGCUGUCUGCGCACCAUUUUGGCCUCAGAAGUGGGGCUCUCGUUCUUUUGUGCCCAAGUUGAGGGCACUGGGUAGACAAUGGUUUAACCCAGUUUUUCAUCCCUCAGCAAGCACGACUACAUGAAUUUCGUCUCAGUGACGAAAGCAGGAGGAUGCAGACAAAAAAGGCCCUUGUUCUGGG
Durusdinium trenchii is the source of this 1113-nucleotide messenger RNA. NCBI's taxonomy places the organism in Eukaryota, Dinophyceae, Suessiales, Symbiodiniaceae. The record is from the annotation of a GenBank genome assembly.